AUGCUAGUUCGUCUCAGAGUGUCCGGCAAACCCUUGCAAACUUACUUCUGUUGCUCUAUCUUCCGUGAUAAAUCUCGCUGCGUUCCCAGGCUGUCCAAGGAUCUAGUCGUGGGACUGCUUCUGGCUCGAGCACUAGCAAUCGAGGCACUGGUAGAGGGCGUGGAGCACCAGAUUCACCCGAGGUUUCCAAUUCCGGCGGUAAUCACGGAAACGCAAGAGGUACUCGAGGAAAUGGACGCGGUGGACGCGGGCGUGGACGAGGAAGAGGGCAAGGACACGGCGGCCCACCAGCCGCGCGCAGCUCGGGCUCAAAUAGCAGACGAAAUAUUAACUCUCAUAUUUAAAGAGCCUUACCGCUAUGCUACACCCGAAGGAACUACCGUUGCCGUACGUGAUUGCGUCAAAGAAAGUACUCGAAAUACAUUAUAUUUUGGCCCAAACGACCUUCCUGCGCCUCAGCCUAUUGAAGACAGUCUUGCCAGUCGUUUGGCACAACUCGAGGCCGGAGGCCGGACGUCCCAGAGAGCGGGACCUGACCUCGUGAAGCAGCGAUACGAAUCUCCGGCUUGGGAUAUCGAAGAGACGGGAACAGAGGGUCCACCAACAUACACCGCGUCGGACAUACAUUCUCAAACGGACUUCACGCCCGUCCGUUCACGAACGAGGUUUACCAUACUCGAACGAUCGACUGUAGGGGGCGCGCGGGAGCUAGGAACUAUUCCAGGUGGACAACCCCAAUCGCCGACUGAUACUACAUGGCACCUCCCAACAUCUGGCGAUGACCGCCCGUCGCGCACGGGCGCAAGAGGAGGCGUUGUGCCGAGCGUCGACGCUCUAUGCGUCUUUGAUAUCGGAAUGGGCCGAGAGUUUCUAUGGGUACCAUCGUCGGAUGCGUGGAAACGCAAGGAGGGGUCGCGGGCGUGGCGAUACUGGUUCUUGGCUGGCGAUUUACCUGACCGGUCGCAGUACGAACGUGGUGUGUACACGGAUGCGAUGGUCUAUACGCCCGGGGUAAUCAUGGUGCGAGACGAGUGGGACAGCUGGGCAAGUCCGGUUUUGGUAAACGUGGUCACGAGCGCGGCGGUCAACGCAGGUGUUGUCAGACAGCAGGCACACAAGGAAGCAGAAGACGAGGGACGGCGCGUGGACGAGGUUGCCUUGGAACUUCAUAUUACGCAGUUGAUGCGCUCGCGGAUGCAUCGUAUUCUAGCGCUCUUCCUUCAACAAGGCGAUGCCAAACUCGUGCUAGGAUCUUUUGGGACGGGUGUUUUUCAGAACCGUGUGCGCACGAUUGCGGAGAUUUGGGCAGAGUUGUUGGUUCUCCCUGGUGCACCAUUUGAGAAUGCUUUUGAAGAGGUCGAGUUUUCCAUACUUGGUCAUGAAACCAUCACACAGUUCAGAGAAGUAUGGGGUGCUGUUGUUAAAGACAAGGCUAUGUAA
Molecule: messenger RNA, 1440 nt
Organism: Rhizoctonia solani
Lineage: Eukaryota; Fungi; Basidiomycota; Agaricomycetes; Cantharellales; Ceratobasidiaceae
Exons: 3
Coding region: 1-1440 (479 amino acids)
Source: RefSeq, a predicted model, not a curated record